This is a messenger RNA of Marchantia polymorpha subsp. ruderalis, 2529 nucleotides long. Lineage: Eukaryota; Viridiplantae; Streptophyta; Marchantiopsida; Marchantiales; Marchantiaceae. The record is from the annotation of a GenBank genome assembly.
AUAUUCAAUCCGGAGCGACCACGGUGAGGUCCGAAGAAGUGCAUGUGAGUUAAGCUGAAGGCCUGCCUUGCCGUAACGCGGCCGCUGCUGCUGCACCCGUUACUGAAUCGCAGCCAUAGCGCACAUGGCAUCGGAGCAGAAUCGCCCUCGCUGGGUCGGUGUCCGCUGACAGGCAGAUUUUGAGGCCGGAGAAUCAGGUUUUCAUGUUGUGGACUGUCCGACCUUCCUGCCACAUGUAGACCAGCGAAAGCGUUUUGAAAUGGAGUGCCGAGGAAGAUUCUGCCUCGUGCUUUGCGGCAUGUUGUCACCACACUGCGAUCGGUUGCCGGGAAGAGGUCAAACAGUCGUUUGCGUAUCCCCGUUCGAGGAUAGCCGCGGGAGCAAGAAAGGAGACGGCAAGGGUGGCAGCGUGGCAGGGGUUCGGUGAUAUGGUAAACUUGGAUCUCUUCCCAGGGAGGAGAUGGUCGAGUGUUGCGUCGCUCGUAGGUGAGGAGAUCAGAGCUGCGAUUAAGCUUGGUUCGAAUUUGGGCGGAAAGGAGUAGCAAGAUCAGAAGAUGUCGGCUUGAUUUUAAGGUUUGGCAGGGAGGAGCGCUUCGACAUGAGGGAAGAAAGUGAGCCACGGGCUAGGGCGCCGGCAAAAGUCAAAGAGGUGAGCGGAAUAUUGAACCUGAGAGGACCAGGAGCGCAAUCGGGCGAUCCAAAUCUGCCGAGAUGGCAGUGUCAGAUGUGCCGCCACUACUUGUCCACUGCCGGGGUAGAGGCGUUCGUCGAGAAACUCCAUGGCGUGCAGGGAUCCGUGCAUGGAGGGAGUGGGAGCGUUUUUGCGGGGAGCCGGAUGGAUCAAUCUUUCGUUGUUCUUCCCAAAUCCAAGAACGCUCUUCAGCAGCCGGGGUCUGGAUUCCUCCCGCCUCGGCCCAGAUCAGGGGGAAUUGCAUACCCUACUCCGGGUUACACACCGGCAGCUAAUCAGCCAAUUUCCCCAUCGGCCCCCCCUGGUGGAAGCAGCCAUCCAGGACCCGUCGGGCAUGAGCUUCAUGGGUCGCGGGCCAUGGAUGAAUCGUUUGUGGUGUUGCCGUCCGCGGCGGCGUCCAUGUAUAAAUUCGACAACGCUGGGGACGGUGGGGCAGGACAUCGCGGGGCCGUGGCUAGCAAUGCUCAGCACACUAAUCCUGCCAGCUUCGACUCGCAAGUGAUCGUUGUACAGCGGUGUUUCGAGAUUGCAUCUGCUCACACGCAGGUCGAGCAACCCCUUUGUCUGGAGUGCAUGAGGACUCUGUCGGAGGAGCUCGAGAAGGAGGUGGAAGAGGUGAAUCGAGACAUCAGAGCCUACGAAUUUUGCGUGGAGCGCCUGGAGAAGCAGCAGAAAGAUGCUCUUACCGAGGAAGAGUUCGCCCGAGAGAAGCUGAACGUCGAGGAGCAGGAGAGACAGCUGGAAUUGGAAAUCAGAAAAGUUAAUGAACAGCGAGAGGAGGUCGAGGCGCAACUACGAGAACUCGAUCUCAAGUCCGAAGAAUUCGAGGAGCUGGAGGAAAGGUUCUGGCAUGACUGCAACGACUUUCGGUUGCAGCUUACAGCGCAUCAGGAAGAGAGAGAUGCUGUCCUGGCGAAGAUGGAAGUGGCAAAGUCGCAAUUAGAAAUCUUAAAGCGCACAAAUGUGCUCAAUGAUGCCUUUCAUAUCUGGCACGAUGGCGAUUUUGGUACCAUCAACAACUUCAGACUUGGUCGAUUGCCCAGCGUCCCCGUGGAAUGGGAUGAAAUCAAUGCUGCUUGGGGUCAAGCUUGCCUGCUGCUGUACACAAUGGCUCAGUAUUGCCGCUUGAAUUUUACAUAUCGAAUCUUGCCGAUGGGAAGUUAUCCGCGAAUCGCCGAUAACAAGAAUACUUACGAGCUGUUUGGACCCGUAAACCUGUUCUGGAGCACUCGGUACGACAAGGCCAUGACAUUUUUCCUUGCUUGCUUGAAGGAGUUCGCGGAGUUUGCUUACGCGAAAGACAGAGCAGCAAAUGUCUCUCCUGACAAAUGCUUCAGCCUUCCCUACAAGAUUGAGAAUGACAAGGUGGAGGGCUACACCAUCACCCAGAGUUUCAAUCGGCAGGAUAGAUGGACGAAGGCCCUGAAGUACACACUGUGCAACCUUAAGUGGGCUCUAUACUGGCUAAUCGGGAACACAACAUUCCAGUCUGCUUCUCCCUCAUCAUCAGUUGCUCUGGUGCCAGGUGGGGGUGCUCACUCUCAAACAGAAACCAAAAGUGGGUCGCGAAGGCAACGUGGGACUAUGUAGAGUUUUCUGCCGUUGUCUGCGUACCCAUCUCUUGGGGUUCUAAAUAGAGUUCAUUUAGAAAUGUGUCGAAGGGCAACGAGUUUAUGUAAAUUUUGUACAAUUUCAUGAAAAAAUACUUGUGGUGGAUGGAUCCCUUUCGAUUUAUGUAUGUUCAUGUUCGGAUGUGGCAAAACAUUGAUCGACAAUUACGUUGUAAGGUUAACAUUGGUUCUGUAAUAAUUAUACAAUUAUGGUAACUUCAUUUCAAA